Molecule: messenger RNA, 1238 nt
Organism: Ochotona princeps (American pika)
Lineage: Eukaryota; Metazoa; Chordata; Mammalia; Lagomorpha; Ochotonidae
Gene: PAGR1
Product: PAXIP1 associated glutamate rich protein 1
Exons: 3
Coding region: 296-1039 (247 amino acids)
Source: RefSeq, a predicted model, not a curated record
UGGAAAGGCAGGAAGAGUGGGCCUGCCCAUCGCCGCCUCAGAAAGUGCUUGCUGCGGGUUCUUGGAAACGCCGUAGUACGGGACCUCGGGCCGUGGGCGGGGUCCUUGGACGGGACCCCAGAGUCCCCUCCCGGGGACUGGCUUUCUGGCCGUGAACGCUGCCAGUAGACCCUGACUGGUUAGAGACACUCCUUCAAACCCCCCUAGGAAGCCCCCUCCCUGGGCGGGGCAAGGACCCCGGCUUAGGCCUCUGGUAUCUCUUGUCACCUCCGGGUUCCCUUGUCCCUAAGGGCCUAUGUCCCUGGCAGCCGCCACGACGGCACCUCUGUCGGAAGAAGGAGAAGUGACCUCCGGCCUCCAGGCUUUGGCCGUGGAGGAUACCGGAGGCCCCUCUGCCUCCGCCAGCAAGGCUGAGGACGAGGGGGAGGAAGGCCAGGAGGAGGCCGAACGGGGGGGAUGUGGGGCGGAGGAGGUGCCAGGAGAAGCCCGGAGCGCUGCUGGGGAGGAGGCAGCGGAGGGAGAAGCCGAGGACUGGUGCGUGCCCUGCAGCGACGACGAGGUGGAGAUGCCAGCGGAAGGGCAGGCCUGGAUGCCCCCGCCUUCUGAAAUCCAGCGGCUCUAUGAACUGCUGGCUGCCCAUGGCACCGUGGAGCUACAAGCCGAGAUCCUGCCCCGUCGGCCACCCACUCCCGAGGCCCAGAGCGAAGAGGAGAGAUCAGAUGAAGAGCCGGAAGCUAAAGAGGAAGAGGAGGAAAAACCACACAUGCCCACGGAAUUUGACUUUGAUGAUGAACCGAUGACACCCAAGGACGCCCUGAUUGAUCGGAGACGCACGCCAGGGAGUUCAGCCCGCAGCCAGAAGCGGGAAGCCCGCCUGGACAAGGUCCUCUCAGACAUGAAGCGACACAAGAAGCUAGAGGAACAGAUCCUUCGCACUGGGAGGGACCUCUUCAGCCUGGACUCGGAGGAUCCCAGCCCUGCCAGCCCCCCACUUCGGGCCUCGGCCAGCAGCCUCUUCCCCCGGCAGCGAAAAUACUGAUUGCUGGCCACUGGAGCCUAGACAAUCCUGCAAGGGGGUGCCGGGAAGGCCCACACAGCUCCUUGCAGGAGAGGGGGCAUGUGCUGUUUGUUUUGUUGUUGAACAUGGACUCUAGGGGCCUGAGCUAAAAUAAAAGAUGCAGUGUUCCUGUCUCCUUGAGAUAGCUGAAGCGGAGAGCCCACAUGGAAAAUUAAAGCCA